UCUUGCUGUAAAGUCCAGUUGCUACCAAAACCUAAAUAUUGCAGGACGCUUUGGCGUUCUUAUAAAAUUGUAUACCAGUCAAUGACAUUAAGUUGUAUAAACGGAAAAUUAUUCGAAUUCUUCACUUGACAGCUGCUUAAAAGUUAUCCCCACUGAUUAAUUUUAAUCGGUUUUAGUAUUUGUACAUAAUAAAGUUUUCACGUUAAUGGCCAAUAUGUUGAUUCGGACUAAGUGUAAAUAUAAUACAGCAGUUUUAAUACGAGUGUUGUUUUUGGGAAUACCCUUCGCGCAUUAUUUAUUGUUCGGCGCGAUUAUAGGUGAACAGAAAACUACAGGACUCGAGUUCUCUUCUCGACAUCUGCUAUCAAUUGAUGUGCACGAAAAGAACUGUACCUCACCAGCCAUUCUUGAGUUUCCUUCGGAUGGUCUUAACAGGAAUCAGAGACAACAGGGCUUCAUCUUAUUCCACUGUGUCCUGGCUUGUUACUGCUUUCUUCUUCUCGGCGCUGUCUGCGAGCACUACUUCGUCCCCGCUAUCGAGAUGAUAUGUGAACGUCUACACAUGGAAUCCGACAUAGCUGGUGCAACAUUCAUGGCCGCAGCGAGUUCAAGUCCGGAGCUAUUUAUAAAUUGUGUCGGCACUUUCGUGACUGAAGGAGACUUGGGAGUGGGCGCGGUCGUUGGCUCAGCAGUUUUUAAUGUACUAGCUGUACCAGCGUGCUGUGCCCUCGUUGCCGGGAGGGUUAUAGAGCUGGACUGGUGGUCUAUAUCUCGGGACUGUCUGAUGUAUGCAGUGGCCGUGCUGGCUCUUAUCCUCACUUUAUUGGACGAUAUGGUAUACUGGCAUGAAGCACUUCUACUCGUUCUCAUGUACACACUUUAUAUACUGGCGAUGGUGUUUAACGACAAACUUGGAAAUUUUGUCAGAAGUGGAUGCUGCUACACUCGAAAGCCAAAACUGUUCACUGAGGUGACCCCACUUUUGUUUAAAGAAAAGAACUCAUUAGAUACUGCAAAUCGUGUCACCGUCAAAAACCAAAAAAUAAACGACGUGGAACAGGGGACAAAGUUUACGAAAAGAUACAACUCCACGGACACAGAAUCAAGCAAAAGUCAUCUUUGGUCCUGGCCCGAUGGUAUGUCUUCCACAAAGAAAUUCUUCUGGGUCGUGACAUGGCCUCUUUGCCUGCUCCUUUGGAUCACGAUUCCUGACUGUAGACUACACCCACGUCUUUACCCACUCACUUUCAUGAUGUGUGUAACAUGGAUCGGUGGGGUUUCCUAUAUAGUAGCUUGGAUAAUUACUAUCAUUGGUGACACCCUUGAUGUUCCCGAUAGCAUUACUGGAUUGACAAUUCUUGCUGCAGGGACUAGCCUCCCUGAAGCCGUUUCCAGCGUUCUUGUGACUAACCACGGACACGGCACAAUGGGAAUAAGUAACUCUAUUGGAUCAAAUACAUUCGAUAUUCUACUCUGUCUGGGUCUCCCUUGGCUUAUUAAGUCCCUCUUCUAUCCAUGCGUGCCUGGUAACCACUGGGUUCAGAUAAACUCUAGUGGAUUGUCGUACAGCGCCAUCUCUCUGUUGUCCACGCUGUUUGCACUAUACGGCGCACUCGCUUUAAACAAAUUUCAGUUAGAUUGGAAAGUUGGCUUUACCUGCGCAGGUGUCUAUCUUGGUUUCUUAGUACUAGCUGCACUGAUUGAGUUGAACGUACUUUUUGAUGUCAAUCUGCCAAUAUGCCCACACUUUUAAUCGCAUUUUUUAUAGCUAAGAUUAAGUUUAUAUGUAUAUUAAAUACUUAAAACAAAAAAAAAAUUCGAGGACGUUUUAAGAUUUUUUAGGUAAAAUAUGUAACAAAUCAUCCGCAUAUCGUAUGAUAUUUUGAAGUUCAACAAGAUUUGUGCCUAAUCAUUUCUGAUCUAGUGUUCAAAGCGAACUUCUCGCCUAACAUUUGGACAGGUUCAUUUACGGCAGGGUAGACUUGAUAGAAUUUCUAAACUUUCAAAAACAAACUUCAACACAAGUGCACCCCAUACAACAAUUGAAUAAUUAAUUGAAUUAUAGUAUAUAUUCGUAAAUAAUAUUAUAAGCAGAUUAAGGAGGUUUUUGUUACAUGUGAUAAAGAAUGUUAUGUAUUCGGUCCUUUCUUGAAUGUAUUCUUACUUUCGCCUUUCAAUUUCAUAUUUUGCGUGACUGAUGCGUAUUGUUCGCUGUCUAUUAACAAUUACGAAGACUUAAGGUUAAUUAAAUGAAUAAGCAAGUAAUUGUUACUCUUUUAUUUAUUAAAAGUUAAGAUUUAUCAUAAACGUGAUAAAAGCCUCGUACGUAUCUAGUAAGUAAUGUAAGGGAAUUAAAUGUAUAUGCAACGCUUAAUACAAUGCGAGCAAGCAAAUCGCA
Molecule: messenger RNA, 2398 nt
Organism: Pieris brassicae (large cabbage white)
Lineage: Eukaryota; Metazoa; Arthropoda; Insecta; Lepidoptera; Pieridae
Product: sodium/potassium/calcium exchanger 3-like
Exons: 11
Coding region: 206-1753 (515 amino acids)
Biological process (GO): calcium ion transmembrane transport; intracellular calcium ion homeostasis
Cellular component (GO): membrane
Molecular function (GO): calcium channel activity; calcium, potassium:sodium antiporter activity
Source: RefSeq, a predicted model, not a curated record